Messenger RNA from Alligator sinensis (Chinese alligator), 2218 nucleotides. It is a transcript of the gene PLN, whose product is annotated as phospholamban. NCBI's taxonomy places the organism in Eukaryota, Metazoa, Chordata, Crocodylia, Alligatoridae. The coding region runs from base 958 to 1116 and encodes 52 amino acids. Gene Ontology annotation, biological process: negative regulation of heart rate; negative regulation of calcium ion import into sarcoplasmic reticulum; negative regulation of ATPase-coupled calcium transmembrane transporter activity. The record is from RefSeq and is a predicted model, not a curated record. The transcript has 3 exons. Gene Ontology annotation, cellular component: membrane; sarcoplasmic reticulum. Gene Ontology annotation, molecular function: ATPase inhibitor activity.
ACGUUUUGGAGAGACAAGAUGAUAGUCCUUAACCCACUGUAUGCCCCAGGACAUCAGCUGCAUAAUGCAAAAGCUAUUCACCCCAUAACACUAACCCGCAUGUAACAAAUAAGCAGCAUCAUAAUCCUCAGGACCUAUAAGAAAUGGAAUAAUUUGUAUCAACCAAAUUCUCAACAGAGGCAGGUUUUUAUUAUGAACAAACAUUUUGCCCUUGAUGCAGCAAAUUUACCAUAUCAAAGAAUUUUAAGACUUCUAUUUUUGCCACAGCUCCAUGAAAAACUAUAUAUUAGCCUCCAGCCAUUCCACUGAAUCAUGCCACUACUUAAGUUCUUCGGUUUCAUAAUGAUUCAAGCUGUUUUUCUGCUAUUUACUGUAAGUAGACAGCACCUUACAGCUUCCCCCUCUCCCUCACGGACCUUUAAGAAAGGGGAAAUAUUUCCAGUGUUUAAUGUGUUACUGCAAUAACAAGUUUAGAUGAGCAACUUCUCCGCUUUAGAAGACUGUAUCGCAACCAAUCACAACUUCUGAAUUCCUGCAUGACAUCAUGAGCCCGGCCUCUGAAACUUUUGUUAUUUUUUUCUCCACCUACUUCAAUUGUUCCCACAAACUUGGUGACAGACUCGGACAAGUUGCCAGAGAACUCCAGACAAUUUCCCACAGCUCAGAGCACACAAUUCUAUAAUUCACUAAUAAUCAUCAACAGAGGUGGGCGACAACAGUCAUGGAGGAUUAAGGCAGAAGGCAUUAUCACAACUGUAAUACAAUCUACACUCGUACUGAUCAAAACACUUUACUUUUGUGUUUCUAACUCUUCACUUUCCUGCUUUCCCAGCUCCACAAAGAUUCUUUAAAACCAAAAAGAGAAGAUAAUAAGCACUUUGCACUGCUCCUGACAACUUCUGUUCUUUACCUGCACUUCUAAAUCUUCUGGCUUGUGUCCUCCACUUUGCUGUUGCCAUGGAGAAGGUCCAGUACUUAACACGCUCUGCCCUGCGGAGAGCCUCAACUAUUGAGGUGAACCCACAAUCACGCCAAAGGCUCCGGGAUCUCUUUGUAAAUUUUUUUCUUAUUUUAAUUUGCCUCUUGCUUAUCUGUAUCAUUGUGAUGCUUCUUUGAAGUUCCACUACUUCUGAAUGAUCCCCUCCACGCUAUCCUAUCCAAAAACCGCAAAGGGAGGAGAAAAGAACCACGCAAGAAACUCCCAAUGCAAGGAUACCUUUGGGACAGGGCCUGACACUUGGACUAGAGCUAUCUGUCAACUACCACACCACCUUACUAGCUACUGUAAAACAUAUUAAACCCAAUUCUGUCUUGAACAGUGAUUUAAAGCUUAUUGUUAAAAUGCUGUGCAUGAGCUAACUUACUUGUUCGUCUUGUCAAGGGGCAUCUUUUGUGAAUGUUAUAAACUACUGCCUUUUCCACGGACUUGGGAAGGUCACUGUGCUACUCAACUAGUUUCAGCCAAAUCAACUAAAAUAUUCAAACAGAAAUAUUACUUUUUGGCCAGCGUACUUUAAUUCCCACUUCCAAUCACCUAAGAUACUAAACAUAUUCAUAACUCGAAUCUGGAGGGGAUCUGGGACAGAAGUUAAAUAAACCGAUUUAAAGUAAAUCAAUUGAGUCUGAUAUUAUAUCCAUCCAGGCUUAUCUUAAACCGUUUUGGACUUUUUGAAAGCAGUUUACGUGCACUGAACUUCUGUUGCAUUACAGAUUUGAACAGGUUUCUGAUCACUUAUACCGGUUUGAGUGUAACUUCUGUUCCUAGCCUUUAGUGUUCACACACAUGCAUAAAAGAUGGACAUUAACUAGCUGGUCUACAAGUAGUAUAUUUUUCUAACAGGGCUAUCUUGAAUAAAAGCCACACAUCUGUCUUGUGGCAAGUCUGAUGUUUUGCCAUGGAAGUCAAAUUUUGCAGGAAUCAGAAACAGAGCAGAAGAGCCACAGACCAUGGGCCAACAGUGGCCCAUGAAGGUGUUGUUCAUAGGCAAAACCAAGACUUUCUUUUUAACUGCUCAUGUUCAUUAGGAAACAGCCAAGUGCACACAAAUAUUUCCCCAUUAAUAAUUAUCCAAAGAGAAGGUAUGCAACUAUAAGAAGAGGCCCACAUGAUCAGGUACAAAAAAAGCAAUCUACAGAAUAAUCCUUCUAAAUAUAUGGCUACACUAUUAAAGUCUAAGAACCUCUAGAAAAAAAAAAAAAGAAUUAAGUGAUCUCCUAA